CCAGGAUGGAUUCCUGCAGACGCAGGCAAACUUCCAGAUGGUCGCCAACUCGGCGUCUACCAGGGUGAAACCGUAGGCGCCAUCGCUUCUCACCCUUCGUACCUGCUCGUUUCGAGUUUCGACCAAUGCAUGCAAGCCUGCGACGACACGGAGGGCUGCGUCUUCGCCAACGUGUACCAGGAUCAACACCCAGCUGGCGAGAUACCUAGAGACCUGCCUCCUUCCGCCCGCCCAGCAAAAGUACCAGCUGGGCGAGCUCACGUGCGCACUCGUCUCCAAGUGCCUUGGCGACGACUCUUUCGACAACUACGGCGGGUAGAACGGCCCAAGCUACAUCACCGAGUCGUAGGGCUUCUACAAAUUGGACAGCCGCUGAUCGCUCAAGGACACUUCACGCGUUUCCUCACAUUUGAUCACUUUUCCCGGGCAUAUUCGUGAAGUUCAUCAAUAGCAAAGCAAUACUUUUAAAUAUGGGUC
Molecule: messenger RNA, 477 nt
Organism: Tilletiaria anomala UBC 951
Lineage: Eukaryota; Fungi; Basidiomycota; Exobasidiomycetes; Georgefischeriales; Tilletiariaceae
Exons: 2
Coding region: 130-438 (102 amino acids)
Source: RefSeq, a predicted model, not a curated record